Messenger RNA from Ahaetulla prasina, 2788 nucleotides. RefSeq names its product 1-acylglycerol-3-phosphate O-acyltransferase 4 (gene AGPAT4). Gene Ontology annotation, molecular function: 1-acylglycerol-3-phosphate O-acyltransferase activity. Gene Ontology annotation, cellular component: endomembrane system; mitochondrial outer membrane. Lineage: Eukaryota; Metazoa; Chordata; Lepidosauria; Squamata; Colubridae. Bases 241 to 1371 code for a protein of 376 amino acids. The record is from RefSeq and is a predicted model, not a curated record. The transcript is spliced from 9 exons.
AAAUAAUUUGAGAAGCUUUUAGAUGCUUUUAGGUUAGGACUCAAUGUCUUAAAUUGCGUUUUAGGAUUGAGAAGCUCAAUUAUUGAUUUUUAAUUUUUUAACAAUGGAUGAAAGCAACUCUGAAACAACUGUUUCUAUGACCUUCAAGCACCAGGCCUCCAGAACACCCUGACCUUUACCGUUCCAAAUUUGAGCACUGUCCUCUCCUUUUCUGGAAGAUUUGCCUUGCUGCCUUAAACUAUGGACAUCAUUGGAUUUGUGAAGUCUCAAUUCAUUUGUCAUCUUAUUAUCAGUUAUGUAUUUAUAGUGUCAGGACUGAUAAUCAACUUCAUUCAACUCUUCACGCUAAUUCUCUGGCCAUUCAACAAGCAACUUUUCAGAAAAAUCAACUGCAAGCUGUCAUAUUCUCUUUCAAGCCAGUUGGUGAUGUUGCUGGAAUGGUGGUCAGGCACUACUUGUACCCUCCAUUUGGAACAACAACCAAAGCCCAAGUUUGGGAAUGAGAGUGCCAUCGUCAUCCUUAAUCACAACUUUGAAAUCGACUUUGUCUGUGGUUGGAGCUGUUGUGAAAAAUUUGGGGUUCUGGGGAGUUCCAAAGUCUUUGCCAAGAAAGAACUUUCCUACAUGCCGAUCAUUGGCUGGAUGUGGUACUUCCUAGAGAUGGUGUUCUGCAAGCGAAAAUGGGAGGAGGAUCGAAAAACUAUCAUGCGCAGCCUGCUCAAUCUCCGAGAUUAUCCUGAACACUUCUGGUUUUUGAUUCAUUGUGAAGGCACAAGAUUUACUGAGCAAAAACAUGAAAUCAGCAUGCAAGUGGCCGAAGCUAAAGGCUUGCCGAAGCUCAAACAUCACCUCCUCCCAAGAACCAAAGGAUUUGCAAUCACUGUCCAGUGUUUGAGAAAUGUAGUUUCAGCUGUAUAUGAUUCUACACUAAACUUCAGAAAUAAUGAAAAUCCAACACUGCUUGGAAUUUUACAUGGGAAGAAAUACCAUGCAGAUUUAUACGUAAGGCGGAUUCCAUUAGAGGAGGUUCCAGAAGGUGACCAGGAGUGUUCUGAUUGGCUUUACAAACUCUAUCAAGAAAAGGAUACCUUCCAAGAAGAAUACUACAGGACAGAAAGCUAUCCAGGGAUCCCAGUUGUGCUUCCUCGGCGGCCAUGGCCUCUUUUGAAUUGGCUUUUCUGGGCCUUGUUGCUGCUCUAUCCUUUAUUCAAGCUGCUCAUCAACAUGAUUAGCAGUGGCUCAUACCUGACACUUGCCACUGUAGCUUCUGUCUUGAUUGCAGUUUCAGUUGGUGUUCGAUGGAUGAUAGGAGUAACAGAAAUUAACAAAGGCUCAACUUACGGCAACCAUGGACACAAGAAGCAAAAGUGAAAUCUCCAGAGACUGCUUCAUACCCAAAGGGAACAAGCUUGUGAACUGCUGUGCACAUCUGUCUUCAAUCAUAAAGACCAGGAAUCUGUAGAGAGAGCUCAUGCCUUCACUGAAGUCACGUCUCUUCUCUAUCCAUCUUCCUCCCCUGCUCCAGCUGGCAACAAGAGUCAAUAUUCUGCAGUUUAUUUUAUUUUUUUCUAUACUUCAUUUUUAUUCAGAUCUUCCAGAGAAACAAUUCUUUUUUUUUUUAAUUAAGGAAGAGAAAAUAUGCAGACAUAGUACAGGAAGGAAGCAAAUGAAUGAAUUAAUAUUCUUUUUUUUUCUGAAUAAAUCUUUAAUGGAUUAAAAUAUGAAAUAAAAUUUACUUUCCUAUAAGAUGACCAAAAUGAGUAUUUUAUAUAUUUAACUAAGAAAGUAAGAACUAUUUUACCUUUUUCUUUCUAGUCUGGUGGCCUGUUUCCCAAUUGUGUCCAAUAAGCUGCCUCUGGAAAGCCCAGAGGCUUGUUAUGAAAUCUGUAUUCCAAAUGCAUUUUAAUUUGUUUAGUUUCACUUCAAAUCUCUUUUACUUUUGUGGAAGUAAUUGUUUUAACCAAUGAGUGAUUCUCAAGUAGUACUUUAACUGAGCUACUUAGCACUAUCCAAAUAUUUAUCCUCUGGCCAGCCUGAUAAAAAUAAGACAACUUUCCUCCUAACAUUUGUUUUCAGUUUGGCAAGACACUUGUAUUACCAGUUUGUUUUCAAUUCACUUCAGAUGGUGAAGUGAAUGUAUUUCUCUUUUAUUCAGCAAUCCCACUUUUUUAUUUGUACUUGUUAAUUCCUUUGCAGACUUGGCUCCAAGAAUUCAUUCUCAAAUUAUAUUCGGAAAGGUUUAACAUUUCCAGUCAUAAUUACAUAUCCUAAAGAAAUCUAUUUCUUGCGUUUUUCUACUGUAUUACUUUUUACAAUUUUCCUUUUUUUUUGCUUUUUGUUCUUUAAUCAUUAUGAACCUAUAAGAGACUGCCUCUUUAAUCCCAAGUUUUUAGUGAAGGUAAAAGCUGUUUGAAAGUCCAUUUAUAGAAAUAUCCAGCACAAUGCAGUUAUUCAUACAUCAUCUUUCCCAAGGAACUCAAAGCAUUAGUGAGAGAAGUUAGUUCUAUAGAAACUCUUAGUCACUAAAAUUUAUUUUCUAUAUGCACAUUACCUUCAAUACUACUUUCCAAAUUAGACAGUAAAGUAUAUAGCCUGUCUUUUCUAAAAUCAUAUUUCAAUGUUAAAUACAGGUGUUACAUUGGCUAUAUUCCUAGUAUAUAGAUAUUGGUCAUGAAAAUUAUUUAUAUUAGAAUACUAACAAUAUUUAUUUCAGCUUGGAUAGUACUCUGGCCCCUUUGAUAUAUAGAUCUGCACUGCUGCUAUUAUGUCUCCUUGUGGAGUUUAUCAU